UAAUAUUUAGUCACCGGUUUUUUAACUCGGGGUGGGUGUUUUUUCCUUCGAAAACAUCGAAAAAUCCUCCGUGAUAUUUUUCGUAAGGUAAAAAACGUCGCGAAACUGUUAAAACUCCGCUUUUCGAUAAGUAAACAAAGUACGUUCUGCAGUGUUUUUUAAGGAACAGUAUUUAUUUUUUGUGUGUUGAGUGCUUAAAUAAGUUUGUGGUUCAGUUUGGAUAUGUGAUUAUUUCUAAAUCGGCUGGAGGGAAUUUUUAACGAAAAGAUGAACUCGGAUGUUUCGGUGCAGAACGGCUCAUUGGUACAAGACCCGAAAAAAAUGAAGAACGGCACCACGUCCUCCUCCUCCGAGGAGGACAGCGACAACGGUGUCGACAGCAUCCACUACAACACGGUAUCGUCGAUAAACGAGCUGCUGCCCCUUCAGCAGGAGAGCAGCUCGUUUUUCAGCCGCUACUUCCAAAACCACAGCAACAGUCUUCCGUCUCGGUUGAUGGUAAACGCGCGAAGGCUGUCGCAGUGUAGAGAGGAGGACGAGGAGGAGGAGAAAAAAGAAGUGCCUUCGAAAACCUUAUCGGCCAUCACCGGAAGCGACAUAAGUCUCAGCGGUGCUUCAUCAAACGGAUCCAAAACCUCUGUGAUUGAUACCGUGAACGGUCCGACUCACAAGUUCGUGAUCACGAAGACCAAAGAGGAUGCCGACAAUGUCAGUGUCGCCGAGAAGAAAGAGAAGAAAAAGGUCACCUCCGAAGCUGCGAAAAUUUUCGCCAGUAGAAAGCAGUACCGGCAAGCUAACACCGUUCACGGGGUUCCUUCGCUCGGUUCUAACAGACCCUCUGUGUACUCGGUUUUUAACAGGUCGCCCCUCGUAAGCCCGCACAAAGACUCGCGAUUUUUCGAUUCCUCCUUGGUCGAAAUGAAGAGCCAGACUUCCAGUAGUUCCACCAUCGAUCAGGCUGGCAGUGCGGAGGACAUAUGGGUGAAAAGAUCGGAAAAAGAGUCCAAAAAGGAACUCGGUUCUCAGCCCUUGCCCACGACAAGCACCAGCGACGAUGCGGAGAUUCCGCGGCCGCGGUCCGGCACUUGGGGCAGCAAGUCCGACUCGAAGAAGUCGAAGACGGACGGCGGAAGAUCCUCGAAGCAGUCGAAGCACGAGUCGAAGAAGAGCAAGAAGGAGAGGAACGGCGGGACGCGAAGCGGCUCGACGUCGCGCUCGAGCUCGGCCGAGCGGCGCAAGUCCGACGACGUGCAGAGCCCGAAGAAGGCGGGAAUGCUCGACGCGUUCCGCAGCAGGUCGAACUCUGACGCGAGCAAGAAGAAGGGCAGCGCCUUCAUGGCCAGCAUGAAGAGCGCCAUGUUGCACACUGGAUUCAUGCACGCGAAACCUAAGGCGCCCAGGGACGGCUCGGCCCAUCCUGUGAGAGACGGAAGUUCGGACACCCAGUACUACCACACUGUAACGGCAGCCUCCUCUAACCGCAGCCCCAUCACCAAGGUGAUGGACAUCUUCAGGGCGAGACCGCACGCUAGCGUUCCGCCGGAGGAUCGCAGAAAGAAAGCUCAACAGUUUGGUGGGGCACAUAUAAGAAAUCGGUCCCUUGACCCUGAAAGACGACGCCAAUCCUUGGGGACGAUCCUGCCGCACAGAGCUUCCGACGCCUUCCUUGAUCCCCAUCAUGCCGCUAUCUUGUUUAGAGACUCCAGGGGGCUUCCUAUGGUCGAUCCUUUCUUGGAAAAAGUUAAUAUUUCUGACUUGGAAGAGGAUGAGUCUCAAAUAUUCGUUAAAUUCUUCAAGUUCCACAAAUGCUAUGAUCUCAUCCCGACCUCAGCUAAAUUGGUGGUGUUUGACACGCAGUUAUUGGUCAAGAAGGCCUUUUUUGCACUAGUUUAUAACGGGGUCAGAGCGGCCCCGCUGUGGGACAGCACCAAGCAGGAAUUCGUCGGUAUGUUGACCAUCACUGACUUCAUCAAGAUCCUGCGCAUGUACUACAAGUCGCCUAGCGUGGCUAUGGAGGAGCUCGAGGAGCACAAGCUGGACGCUUGGAGGCAGGUCCUCAAGGACAAGAAGCCGCUUAUCAACAUCAACCCGGACGCUUCGCUCUUCGAGGCGAUCAAAACUUUGGUCACGAACAGGAUUCACAGGUUGCCGGUGAUCGAUCCCGAUACCGGCAACGUGCUCUACAUCCUGACACACAAAAGGAUACUGAGGUUCCUCUUCUUGUAUAUAAACGAAUUACCAAAACCUAGUUACAUGCAUAAAACUCUGCGCGAGGUUAAGAUAGGAACGUACGACGAUAUCGAAACGGCUUCCGAGGACACCUCGAUAAUUUUAGCGCUGAAAAAGUUCGUGGAAAGGCGGGUGUCAGCUCUGCCCAUUGUAGAUCUAGAGGGCAGAUUGGUGGACAUCUACGCAAAAUUUGAUGUCAUAAAUUUGGCUGCAGAAAAAACCUACAACGACCUGGACGUAUCGUUGAAAAAAGCCAAUGAACAUAGGAAUGAAUGGUUUGAAGGUGUACAUAAAUGUAAAUUGGAUGAGACGUUAUUUGCUAUAAUGGAAAAAAUAGUGCGAGCAGAGGUUCACAGAUUGGUUGUCGUGGACGAUGAUGAUAAAGUGAUAGGUAUAAUUUCAUUGUCUGAUCUUUUGUUGUACUUGGUACUGAGGCCGUGUGGCGAAGAUCAGUCACCAGAGGGCGUUGCGUCUGUAAGAGCUCAGGACCUCGAGUUGCAAAGGAGCCUUUCGGCGUCUGGUAGAAACUCCUCUGCUGAGGACAUCUCGCAGGCAAUCCCUGAGGAAGAAGAGCACGAACGCGCCGAAGAAGAAGAAGAAGAAGAGGCGAAAAAAGACGACGACGAAAAGGAGGAGUCGGAGGGGAGCAUGCCGGAAUCCCCUCUGAUGGAGAACUCCAUGUUCCGGGAGGUGGCCGUCAGUAGCGACGCAAAGCAAAUCCACAUCACCGGUUAGUUAAUUUUUUUUACUGUAAAGAUUGAUGCGGGUUUCGUGUAUUUUAAAGAAAAAAAAACAUUCUAAACUUACCAUGCUGGAUUGUUUCUUUGAUUUUAUGGCAUUAUGCGGGCUAUAAUUUAAAUAAUGGAGUUUAACGCCACCUGGAGGAUUUGUUUGAAAAAGUAAGUAAUCGAGUUUAUUACUUAAUACACUGACUCACAAUUUUCACAAAACAAACAAAACAUUAUUUCAAUUAUACUCUGUAUGUUCAAAUUAGGCACAGUAGUAUUUAUUACGACCUUAUCUAGUCAUUUUUAGUUUUUUCCUUGAUUUUUAUUUCUAAUAUAAAAAAUAUAACAAAUUAACAACGCAAUGCAAUACCAGGAAACGCUACACCAAAAUUAAGAAAAGUAAACUAAAAAAAUCCGGAUAUUUUUAUACUUUAGCGCUGUUGUUGUGCUUACAAGUAGAGGAAAAAAUGUAAAAUAUGUAUAUAGUGUGUUGAGACUAAAUGGAAAAUGUUACGGUGCCAUAAAGAUUUUAAGAGUGGGUUUGAUGGGAUAUUAAGGAAUUUAUACUUUUAUAUGUAAAGUGGAGAGGGUCGAAUUUACGCUUUUUUCGAAAUUAAUUUGGUAAUGGAAAAAAUAUUAUUCUUCAAGGUGAAAAAAUUGUUUUUGGUCUAAUAAUAAUAAUAAUAUUAAAAACAGUACAAGUCCAAAAGUUAAAAUUUUGUCAAAAUAUUUCAUAAAAUCAGUUUUAUAGUUCAAAAUGCAUUUUUGUGCUAGCCUAGAAUUUACCAAAAAAAAUUCUUUACUUAAAAUACGUAAAAUUUAGCAACAAUUUAAUUUUGGGAUAAAAUCGCGAUUAUCUACGAAAUCAAGAUAUUUACCUCAAAAUUGAUAGAAACCUUUUUUGAAGACAAUUGCAUUUCCUAACAGAUGGCGUAAAAUAAUUUGUUACUUGCAAUUAAAUCGGUGAGAUUAAAAACAGUACAAGUCCAAAAAUUUUGACAAAUUAUUUCAUAAAAUCAGUUUAAUAGUUCAAAAUGCAUUUUUCUGAGAAUAUUUCAACUAUUUUAUAAAAUAUAAUAACUACAUUUUGUAAAAUAAUUUAUAUAUUCUCUCAAACAUGCAUUUUAAACUUUUAAGUUGAUUUUAAAAAAUGAUAAAAAUAAAAAAAAAUUGUUCACAUAAUUUUUUUUUACCUCAAAAAAUAAUAUUUCUGUUAUUACCAAAUUUAUUUCGAAAAAGCGGAUAUUCGACCCACUGUAAUGUACAGCGUGUUUGCAAUUUACCCGAUAAAAGUAAAAUAAUGAACACUGUAUAUAAAAUUUUAUUUAGUUGGGGUUUUUAGUCAAGUUUAACUUUUCUUUAAAGCUUUUUAGAAGACAAAUUAAUUAAUUAACUAGCUUACCUAAUUAUUGGAAAAAUAUACAUUUUGCUAAAUUGAAAGACAAUGUUUUUUUUUAAUCCUUGACUUAAUGUUUUCUUUUGAACGUAAUUUUAAUUUUGGUAUCUCAUCAAGUGAUAUACAUUAUGUGUACUUAAUAAGUUAUACCAAAGACUGCUUUCUAAUUAAUAUAUGACACUUGCAAGAAACAAUUCAGUUGAAGAUUCUAUCUCAAUACAAGAUGUGCUUUAUUUAUUUAUAUUGUAUAUUAUAUACUGUUUAAAUGAUGUAUUAUGUUAAGUUGAUGCAACUGGGUUAAAUAAUACUUAUUAAAUUUAACCAUCAACACUUUGUUUACUAAAACUAAGUAUAUAGGGUGCUCCAAGUAUCUUUUCAUGUAAGGGGAUACUUUUUAUUUUAAGAGAUAUAAAGGUUCAAAGAAAUUGGAUGAAAAUGUAUAUAAAUGUGUUUCUCUUAUAUAAAGAACCUUUAAAUAAAAACAUAUUGAUACCCAUAGAAGGUGCACCCUGUAGAUUUAAAUUUAAAUGGUAAAUAGUUUUGUGAUGUGAAGAAUUUUAUUGCCCACUAAUUAUAGAAAUAAUCAACAAAAAGUUCUUAGCAAUGCGAUUUUCUAAUGCCUUAACACUCGCGCUUAGAGAACUUUCUGUUCAAAUUAUUUUCUUGUUGGCGGUCAUAAAUUGAACCAAAUUUUCUACAGAUUUUUAUGAAGAAUUACUUAUGUACUAUAAGCAACAGAUUAUGUUGUAUUCAGCAAAUCACUUUGUAGUUUGGUUUGUUGCAUGAAUUUUGGAAUGGCUGAGAAUGUGCAAAAAAGUGUAUCUUCAUCAGGUUAUAGAAUAUGCACAGUUAAUAAAUUUUAUAUUAAUUAUUAAUAAAUAUGUACAUAAUUUAGGUAUGUUUAUUAUUAAGCCAGUUGGAACUCAAAAUUGGUAAUUCAUAAUGUUAUUAAGGUAGUUUUAAGUUAUACAACGAUGUAGUUUUCAUAGUUGUAAGGCAUUGAUGGCCUAGUGUGAGUUUCAAAACUUUUAAUUAUUUAAGUAAAAAAUAUCUAGGU
Brassicogethes aeneus is the source of this 5410-nucleotide messenger RNA. Lineage: Eukaryota; Metazoa; Arthropoda; Insecta; Coleoptera; Nitidulidae. The record is from the annotation of a GenBank genome assembly.